CUGCAAUCCGGGCACAUUCCACCAGCAGCGGCAUCUGAGCCAGUCGUCUCCAAACUCCAACCUCUUCCUCGAGCCCUCACACCGACACGCAAGUCCAGAAGCCCCCACCGAACUCCAGCGUCUCGCCUCUGGAAUCCUACCAACUCGACUCCUCGCGCAAUCCCUUGCGGUGAGCAAAGUAAACGGCAUCGCCGACUACGUCGACCCUCAACGCCGCCUCCUCCCUCUGUGCCUCUUGAUCAUCCAUCGCUUGCCAACUCGACAGAAAACUCUGAUCCACUUGCUGGUUCUGCCGAUCAUCCCCUGUUGACGCUCCCACAGCUGCGUCAGGCCCGACACUCCGACCUCGCCCGCCAAAGCCCUCAAGCGGACCGUAUCGCGACCAAUAAUCAUCGCGUGUCUUUGCCCAAGUCAGUACGACACUCUUCUGACGGGAACGCGUUGCAGCCUCAGGCUGGCAAGUCUUCUGGCGACGCAUCACACACUGAGCAAGCAUUACCCGGAGUCAGGGCCGGAAGGAGAGUACAGCGCACCAACAAAUACAAUCAGGAUAUCAUCAUGGCUGCUGAGGCCAAAGAACUGGGUGGGUCCGGCCUUCCGGACUUGGAGAGCGGCCUGCGGGAUCUGCACCCACGAAACUCGACGGUAUCAGCAGGCGACGGCAUAGGGUCAAUGAUCUCAUCAAGCAACUCUUCAAUCAUGGGUGAAGAGGUUGAUCCCAAUGAAGAGGAGUGGGGGCCUGGACAUCCCUGUUUCCCUCACAUGAAUCCUCAUGUUCCCCUCGAAUCACCAGAGUACACAUCCACAAGGGUUAUCCGGAUCAAGCGAGACUGGAUGCUCAAAGGAGAUCUUGCCCCCACCUUUUCAAACCUAUAUCCCGAAAUUCUAGACCCCGCGGGGCUGUCAGAGCAGGAGUUCCGUCGGGUUAUUGACAAGGUGAAUGCAGAAGUUGCUCCAGCCUUUGAUCCAUACAAUCCGCGAAACCUACUAGAUGGCGUUUUGGGUGCUGCCACAGGAUGGCUGUGGGACGAUCUUGGCUUCACCGGCGCGAAAAGCCGACUCAAUAACCUGGAAAAAUGGAUCGAAAACUGGAAUCUGGAAAUGGAAAAAUCUAUGGGUGCAGAGGAUGCAGGAGCUUCUCCACGUAUCAUAUCACUGCGGAGGACAGGAUAUACAACUUUGGAUAUUCAGAUACCAGACCCUGAGAUAGCAGAAGCUCCAAGCACUAGUGCGGAUGACGCAUCGGCGGCUUUCUCGCCAGUCAUGGCUGCUGCAUAG
Molecule: messenger RNA, 1278 nt
Organism: Clonostachys rhizophaga
Lineage: Eukaryota; Fungi; Ascomycota; Sordariomycetes; Hypocreales; Bionectriaceae
Source: the annotation of a GenBank genome assembly